Mesoplodon densirostris (Blainville's beaked whale) is the source of this 1897-nucleotide messenger RNA. It is a transcript of the gene SFT2D2, whose product is annotated as SFT2 domain containing 2. Bases 203 to 685 code for a protein of 160 amino acids. Lineage: Eukaryota; Metazoa; Chordata; Mammalia; Artiodactyla; Ziphiidae. Gene Ontology annotation, cellular component: membrane. The record is from RefSeq and is a predicted model, not a curated record. Gene Ontology annotation, biological process: vesicle-mediated transport. The transcript has 8 exons.
UUAAACGCGGGCUGGGCGCAGGCUAGAGGCGGGCGCGGGGAUCGCCAGGCGCCUGCGCAGGCAGCCGCCAGGUGGGCAGGUACCUGGGCGGGGCGCGCCGUGGUUGGCGGCGGCGGGGGCCGAGCACUCGGAAGAGCCAGCGACUCAGCCAGAGCAACAGGCGGCCGGCCGGGGGCUGGAGCCGGGGUGGACCGGGCCCGCCAUGGACAAGCUGAAGAAGGUGCUGAGCGGGCAGGACACCGAGGACCGGGGCGGCCUGUCCGAGGUUGUGGAGGCAACUUCAUUAAGCUCGGGCACCAGAAUAAAAGGCUUCAUUGCCUGUUUUGCUGCAGGACUUCUCUGCUCGCUGCUGGGAACUCUUCUGCUCUGGGUGCCCAGGAAGGGACUAUACCUCUUCGCAGUGUUUUACACCUUUGGUAACAUCGCAUCUCUUGGGAGCACUGUCUUCCUCAUGGGACCAGUGAAGCAGUUGAAGCGAAUGACAGAGCCUACACGUUUGAUUGCAACCAUCAUGGUGCUGUUGUGCAUUGUGCUUACCCUGUGUUCUGCCUUUUGGUGGCACAACAGAGGGCUUGCUCUCAUCUUCUGCAUUUUGCAGUCUCUGGCCCUGACGUGGUAUAGCCUUUCCUACAUACCAUUCGCAAGGGAUGCUGUGAAGAAGUGUUUUGCUGUAUGUCUUGCAUAACAUACGGCCGGUUUUGCAAAGCUUUGGAAGGCAUGGUGGAUGGAAGCUCGUGGACCGUGUUGUAAAUAUCUUCUAAAUCUCUGUCUCACAGACAUGUGCCUUUGAUCUUGCAGCGACAUGCUGCUUGCAUUCUGAACACCUGAGGGUUGCUUUUGGAGGCAACGGCGUGUUCCCAAACCCAAAUGUCUGUAGCACAAUAUGAGAGGUGGGUUCUGUAUCUGAUGGAGUGGAAUCUUCCUCAGGCGCCUUUGCAUGGGGUUCCACUGAGUUCUCGUAAAUAAAAACCUUGUUCAGCAGCAGCAGAUAAGCUUUGGGAGCCAGUGAUUCCCAGCUGGCAACAGGCCGCCCUGUUGGAGUCUCAGAGGUGCAACAGGAAGGGAUAGAGUUUGGGGGUCUACAGGGACUUCGUAGAUUCAUUCCUCAGCGUGGCAUCCGUCACCCCUGCCCCACACAGUGUGGACACGCUUCUACUCUGGUGUCUGGGAACAAGUGCUUCUGUCCACCUGACAGCAGCACACGAGCCCGUGGAGAGUCUGGCCGUGGACUGAAGUAGAAAAGGAGCACCUUUUGGUGAUGUGUGUUGUUUUUAGACCUGAGCCGUGGCUCUUUUGCUGUCCUGAUUCCACACCUGCCCAUAGAAUGCAUUUUCUAACCUUCAGUGCACCCUUUUUUUCUCUUGGGUUUUUCUUUCUCCCCGCCACGUAUCUUUACUCUUGACCUCUUGGAACGAGAUUGAGAGAGAACAAAGCAGCAGCAGCAAACACUACUGCUUCCUUUUGGACGAGACCUGGUAGGAGGUGAAAAAUCUUGCUGCUCUCUGCUGUAUUUUUUCCCCCAUUAUUUAUAAAUGUUUGCUUUUAAACUGAUGUUGUUUUCCAUUCUCCCCUAGAACGGGGCCAGGGGAGAGUAGGUGGGAAGACAGACCCCCACUGUGGAGCCAGCAGGAAGUAGGCACGCCUGCCCAGUGACCUUUAAACAGUCCAGCGUUUGCAGUGGAGCCUGUGCUGGAAACAGGGGGAGAAGACACCAGGGGCUGUGGGGUGGCCGUAUUGCAGCUUGAUGUCUGGCCACAGACAAAGUGCUUUCAUGUCCCUGAUCUUGUCUAGUCCUCGUAAGGGCCUUGUGAUGAAGCAGGGAUUGUUAUCCCACUAGGCAAGUCAAGGAAAUCAAGGCUCAGAGAAGUUACGAGAUCCGCCCAAAACCACAGUCGAU